Messenger RNA from Rosa chinensis, 4608 nucleotides. Its product is annotated as probable sodium/metabolite cotransporter BASS1, chloroplastic. Gene Ontology annotation, cellular component: membrane. The record is from RefSeq and is a predicted model, not a curated record. Lineage: Eukaryota; Viridiplantae; Streptophyta; Magnoliopsida; Rosales; Rosaceae. The transcript is spliced from 11 exons. Gene Ontology annotation, molecular function: protein binding. Bases 1221 to 2471 code for a protein of 416 amino acids.
AGAUAGCCUUAGGAUCUGUAAAAAGUCUCUCUUCCUUCUCUCUAAAACUAGAGAGAGAAAGUAGAUCUCGUCCUCUCCUCCCCCUUCUCUCUGGCUUAGAUCUAGAUCUCUUUGGAUCUUGAUUGCCAGCUAGAGAGUAGGGGGAGUGUGUUCGCCGUUCGGGCAGCUAGUCCUAGUGUUUGUUUUCUUGUUUUACGGCUUGUUUCCCAACCCAACCUCAGAGAUCCAGUUUGAUCCAUGAAGAUCGUCGCCGGAAUCAUCACCUCAAUCCUCUUUUCAUCCUUUUUCUUACUUUUCUUCAACCCACCCUACCCACAUCUAGAAAUUGUUCCUCCUUCCUUGGCCAACUGCAACAAGUCUCAUACCUUCUAUUUCGCUAGAAGAAAGUCCCCGAAACUGUACGGUGCUAUGGACUCUCGAAUGACCUAGUCCCUUCGAGGGACAAGUGUGUGGGAGAUCGACCGAGAUUCCACCAUGGGUGCUGGAUAGAAGGCUUGCAACUUCAUGCUACCGAGUAGGGGAAGGAAGACGAUAAAGGAUCCAUCUCGACCUCUCCGACGACGGCAUCUUCCCUGAUGGAGAAGAUGUGUUCUGUGUGGUUCUCAGUUACCACCGACUUGGACUGGGCCCUUGUAUUUCUAGGUUGUUUACUGGGCCAUGUUUGGACCCAUUAUUUCUGUUGUAUGUCAUUUGUUUGUAUCACUUUGGGGCUGGUUAUCCGUUUUAAUGGAUUUUCCUUCCUUUGAUACAAAAAAAACAAAGUAUGCCGUGGUGAAUUUUCAUUAGCGGGUCAAUCACCAUUCACCACUAACUAACCGAAGAUUUGAAUAUCUAUGUUUUUGCAAAUUCAUUAGAUCCUAUUCAAUACACUGUAGUGAAUCCUCACUAGCGGGUCAACCACCACCAGAACGGGUGACUCAGUUUUUUCUCCUCCCCCGCCCCACAUUCAUCCAUGGAACCGGUUCCAAGAGAACCAUCCGGUCUCAUGUAGCCGCUGCUAGAGCUCCACUAUCUUCUAUAACCACCCACGGCGGCGUGUCGAAGAGGAAACCAAAACGAGUUGUAAGUGGGUUAUUUCUGUUCCGGCCACCUCGAGAUUGGUCAAAUACAGAAGCAUAUUACUUCCCCAGAAAAAAAAAAAGAAACGAAAAGAAAAGCAGAAGCCUAUUUUGCCUGGAGUGUCUGAGAAGGUCUCUCAAACUCUCAAAUAGGGAGAGAAAAUGCAGUUGACAGUACUUCCAUACUUCCAUGGCAACAGAGCCUUCAGAUUCCAAGUAAACCCAAACCCCAUUUCGAACCAAUCACCACUCAGAGCUACUAAACCAUCACCUUCCUCCUCUAUUCAACUCACACCAAGAUCCCACUCUCACCCACAAUCGCCGUCUCUCCAAAACCCCAAAUGGCCCCUCCCCUCAACUCCCUUCUCCUCCAUCGCAGCCACCACAAAGAAGCCGCAGUCAUCAGUGGCCCCAGUUCGUUCAGGCAUUUCGUCGAACAGCUUCAGUGCCAAUGGCAAAAGGAGCUUCAGGGACUGGGUUGAAGCGGUGAGUGAGGCUGUCUCCAAUGCAUUUCCGAUAUGGGUUGCUUUGGGGUGCCUCCUGGGCCUCAUCAGUCCCGGUUCCUUCAACUGGGUCACACCCAAGCUCAAUUUUUUCGGCUUAACCCUCACUAUGCUUGGAAUGGGUAUGACCCUCACUUUCAAUGACCUCAGGGACGCUUUGGCUAUGCCCAAGGAGUUGUUCUCUGGCUUCUUUCUUCAGUACUCGGUGAUGCCUUUAUUAGGAUAUUUUGUGAGCAAGCUUUUGAAUCUGCCAUCGCAUUAUGCAGCUGGUUUGAUAUUGCUUGGGUGCUGCCCGGGUGGAACAGCAAGUAACAUUGUCACUUAUAUUGCACGUGGAAAUGUGGCACUUUCAGUGUUAAUGACAGCAGCGAGCACUCUAUCAGCCGUGAUCAUGACCCCUUUUCUCACGGCCAAACUUGCUGGUCAAUAUGUUGCAGUAGAUGCACCUGGAAUGUUAUUCUCAACACUGCAGGUUGUGCUUCUUCCUGUGAUGGCCGGUGCAUUUCUGAAUCAGUACUUCCAAGGUCUGGUUAAAUUUGUCUCCCCCUUGAUGCCACCCAUUGCUGUGACAACAGUAGGUGUUCUUUGUGGGAACGCAAUUGCCCAAAGUUCCUCCGCAAUCCUCAAGUCUGGUCUACAAGUUGUGCUAGCUUCCUCCCUUCUGCAUGCAUCUGGAUUUUUCUUUGGUUACGUGCUUUCAAGGUUACUUGGGCUUGAUGUGGCAUCAUCAAGGACUAUCUCAAUUGAGGUUGGCAUGCAGAAUUCGGUGCUUGGAAUUGUCCUAGCUACUCAGCACUUUGGAAAUCCUCUUACUGCAGUGCCAUGCGCUGUUUCCAGCGUUUGCCAAUCAAUCAUCGGUAGUGCCUUGGCAGGAAUAUGGAGGCGGAGCAUGCCGAAAAAGGAAGAAUGAAAUGUGAAUGUAGAAACUUUAGACGAUCAGUGUAAAGAAUUCUUCUGUUAUCAUAUGAGCUGAUAGUUGUGCCCCUUGUUGGCAUUGCAUAGCACUUUAGCUAUGAGCACUUGGAUUUGCCAUUUAUAUUGGGUGUCUCAGUAACUAUCGAAAUAAACUACGGACAUCGAAACAACACAACGAAUACAUAGAAAGAGUCGAGUAACCCACAUACUGUACUGCCUCCCACUGUUCCCGGGUCAUAACCCGACUCGAUUCUUCGGAUUUGACCCAUGUACCAUUAGAGCAAACGAUGUCGUUUUUGUAGCAAAGUCUGCUCGUUCUCUUAAACCGCGUCAAGAAUUGUGUAGCAGCUACUGUAGAGUUUUGAGUUUCUCUCUUCGUUUUUGUUUUCUGGGUUGAAACCCACCGCCGUCUCACCGGUCACAACCGUGACGUCACCGCGCGAUACCGGCGGCCGUACGACCGGUCACAACGAUUUCUGAAAACGUUCGUUGAACCAGAAUCGAGUCUUCUUGCACUUUUGGCUAGUCCUCGUGAUUCUGCACCAGUGUUGAUCACCUUUCAAGUCUGAAACAGGGUAUAAAUGGAUUCGGAGUCAAAGCGUCAACAACAAGGAGUUGAUAGAAUUAGUGCAUUGCCAGAUGCACUUGUUUGCCACAUACUGUCAUUCCUUCCUACAAUAUAUGCUGUGUGGACCACCCUUCUGUCUAGGAGAUGGAACAAUUUAUGGAGGUCUCUUCCCAAUUUGGACUUCAAUGACGAAGACUUCCCUACCAAGAGGACUGAUCGUUUUAUGAAAUUUGUUGGUCGUGUACUUUCCUCCCGUGGCUCAUCAGACAUUCGAAAAAUCUGUCUUCACAUCCACCAUUGUGAGAACUUCAGUACUGGGGAUUUCUCUCGCGUUCAGAGGUGGAUUCGUGCUGCCAUUAGGCAUAAUAUUGUUGAACUUGAUCUUUCUCUUUGGUUUCAGUAUCGCAAGAAUGAUGAAUUUAAAAUGCCUCUAAGCCUUUUCAAAUGCAAAACACUUGAGGUUUUGUCAUUGCAUUCAAACUGCAUUACCUACCCUGCUGCUACAGGAGGGUGUUUCCCAUGCCUCAAGGUCCUCUAUGUAUCAGAUUUUGAUGAUGACUCAAUGCAGAAACUUUUUUCUCACUUCCCUGUGCUCGAAGAGUUGACUAUUGAUGCACACCUUAGUUUUUACAAUGUUUUGAAUAUCAAAAUCUCUGCACCUGAAUUGAAGACACUGAGAAUAUUGUUGGACUAUCCCAGUAACAACUAUAAGCGUCCCAACAACAUUUUUAUCAAUGCCCCGAAGCUGGAGAACCUUGAAGUCACAGAUGGUGUUUUAACAAAUUACAUUUUGGAGAGUGCAAAAUGUCCAGAAAGAACUAAGAUUGUAUAUAAUGACAGAUGUCUGAUUGCUGAUGAUGUUUGCUUUCGAGAUAAAGAUGAUGUAUUUGAAGAUGAAGCUCCGAGAUUCACUAACCGCGCAGCUGCUUUACUUACAAAAGUUCACAAUGUUAAAUUUCUGUCUCUUGAUGCUCGUCCUAAAUGUUUGGAGGCUUGGUGUGUACCUGCUUUGGAAAACUUGGGCAAACUGGAGCUGGCUCUUCGGGACUGCUACAACUGGGAAUUGCUAACAGAGUUGCUGAAGAGAUCACCUAAGAUGGAAUAUCUUGGCUUGGAACAUAGAAACACCAGUUUUGAUGAAUGGGAGAUCCCAGAGUGUAAAUGGAAUCCACCUGAGUUUGUGCCUAUUUGUUUGUCAUCAAGCCUUAAGACUAUCUGCGUGAAGGGAUUCAAAGGAGGGCAGCAUGAGAUGGAAGUUGCAAAGUACUUGUUAAAAUACGGUGAAGUUUUGAAUACCAUGAUUAUUUCAACCAAGAAUCGGUUCAAUAGGCAGGAUGGUCAUCCAUAUAAAACGGAGGAAGAGCUAUGCGAGGAAUUUUGUGUGUGUCAAAAGGGUUCAAAGAUUUGCCAAGUUAACUUAAUUUAUGAUGCAGGUUCAUAUUUCUAUUGAAAAGUUCAGUUUUCAGUUCUUGAAGGAUUUGGAGUUAAGAACCUUCUUUGUUGAACUUAAGAUGAAUCCAUCUGCUGUAGUUUGUUUAAAGUUAUUAUCCACCUUGUUAGCUUC